Molecule: messenger RNA, 18548 nt
Organism: Dufourea novaeangliae
Lineage: Eukaryota; Metazoa; Arthropoda; Insecta; Hymenoptera; Halictidae
Product: microtubule-associated protein futsch-like
Biological process (GO): microtubule cytoskeleton organization; axonogenesis; dendrite development
Cellular component (GO): microtubule associated complex; neuronal cell body; dendrite
Molecular function (GO): actin binding; microtubule binding
Source: RefSeq, a predicted model, not a curated record
GUCUGCACGCGCCACGGCACGGUACACGCGAGAGGGACAAGACACUUUGCCCUUGCACCUGGGUUUCACGUCCUGUAGAAGGAGGAUCCUCCUGGAAUAUAUAUCGAGAGAUUGCGAAUUUAAAAUAAAGCAGACCUGCCACGUAAAAAGCAAUGAGUACCACGGAUCCUACCGGUGAGGGUGGAGGGGGAGGAGAGAUGACUACGAUAUCGUCGAUAAAUGUUCAAGAAAACACGUCUCCGGUUACUCCAGGAACCGGGAAUCCAGUGGCACCGAGUUCCCAGCAACAACAUCCACCACCAUCGCCCCUAAGCGGUUGUUAUCUUCUCGUUGUGCUUCCAGAGCCUCACACCGCGCAACACAAAGAUCUCAUCUUGAGUCGUCUAUCGAAAGGCUUUCUAUCAUGGGACAAGGACAGUUGUCACGUAGAUCUGGAGAAAGAAUUACUGGCGUUGGUAGCACAAGCACCGGAAGGCGAAGAAGCUCGGAAUGGCGAACGACUGAUCCAAUACGCUACCGAGAAUCUUGUUACGGAAGUUCUGAUUCACCCGCAAACAAACACAUUAUUACAAUGUAUCCGGAACCUUCUCGCGAGUUUCACGAAACAUCGGCACAUCAUACACGCAGGCUACACCUUCGGUGGAAAUGGUUCCUGGAUACUGCAAGAUGGAACGUUUAGCAUCGCUGAUUUCUUAGACGCGUUCAGCGAACACGAGGUACAAAGAGUUUUACGCGCUUACGAGAAUAGCGUCACAGUUGACAUUCAUUGUUCGGGUGUUGGUGAUUGGACGACAAACCGGCUGUCCAAAGAAGCUUGCACCAGAUCCUGUCGAGUCAGAGUAAAUCCCGACGAUGUUCUUACCGCUGGAGUAGCCGCAAUCACGAGUUUCAUCAACUACAUUGGACAGUAUCUCGGUGCUCAAACACUGGAUCAACUCAUGGAACCGUCCGACGUUGUGGGCAACAUUAGAUUUAGUCAUCCUACUUUAUACGUCUUCCCCGGUGGACAAGGUGAUGCCGCGCUUUUCGGCAUAAACGGCUUCAACAUGCUCGUGGACGGCGGUUUCGCGAGAAAGGCUUGUUUCUGGGACUUUACCAGGCAUCUGGAUCGUCUCGACGCAGUUUUAGUCACUAGAAUCAAUAACAGCAACGUCGGUGGCAUGUUCAGCGUUCUUCGUAAAAAAAAGGAGAUGCACGUUUAUCCUCAGAUUGGACACUUUUUCUGUAACCUCGUCGAGAGAAGACAGUCGAAUUCACCGGACGGAGACAAGGAUGUCGAUCCUUUGAUCUUGAAUCUCACCGAUCUCGGACAGGAGAUGGUUCUCAACCUGCGUCACAUCACUUUGCGAGCUCACCCGUGCUACAGAGAUCCCGAUCCGAUUAAUCUGUACCAUAAAGUCGGCCACGGCACGCUGGAUAUGUACGUGCUCAGCCCGAGCAAAGACAGCCGCGAAGUCAGGGAAUUUAUGGCGAAAUGGCACUCGUCGGAUUCGAAGUUGUUCGCCGGCUCGCAUAAGAAAGACUCGAACAACUUGAUGUUUCCGAUUCAGAAUCUCGUCUCGAUAUGCGUGCUUCUCGUCUGGCAGCCGGCCAAUCCCGAGGACACCAUCACCAGGAUUCUAUUUCCCGGCAGUACGCCGCAAUACAAGAUUUUCGAGGGUUUCGAGCGACUUAAACACUUGGAGUUCCUCAAGCAUCCCGUCUGCUCGGCCAAGAGCCUCUCUCCGUCCACGUCGUUGGCCACUCUGCGGGAGAAACCCGUGAAACAAAAACUGGGCUUGCUCGAGAAAGAACCGCCCAAGAGAACGGCGGACGCGAAAAGAGAAAAGAGGGAAUCGGCGAUAACCGACGGGAAAACGAUCAAAGAUGACGCGCACGUGAAAGGUGUUCCGCAAGCCGGUACACCGAUCAUACCGACGAAACCGCAAGCAGCCAAGAUCGAAAUGAAGGCUAGAAAAGCGGCGGAGAACAAGAAGAUCGAGGUGGAAAGCAAGGAGGGCAGAGAGAACAAAAAGAUCGAGAAGGAAUUGAGAGAGGCGAAGAAGGAGACCGCGAGACGGGAGGCUUCGAAAUUGGACGACAAGUCCGAGAAACGGGAAGAAGAUGGCGGCGUUAAAAAGGAACCGGAGAAGGUGAUCGUUCCGCCGAAAGAGUCGAAACCGAAGAGCGAAUCGAGGCGAAAGGAAACGACCAAAGGUGGAGGUAUAAAAGUUGGGAAAACCGACACGGUGUCCAAGGUCGGACAAGUGAGGAAAAAGACGAAACAACCGUCGUCGGUCGACAGGAAAGAGAGCGGCGGCGUAGCGGUGAAGUCGUCGCCGACCACUCCGAAAAAGAGCGUAAACGGUAUCGCGAGCAAGACCGAGAUGUCCUCGAGAACGAGCGUGUCGAAAGCCAGGGCAGUCGUAGCGUCGAAAACGGUAACCGCACCCCCGGCGAAGAGCGCGAAAGACGCGAACAACAGAAAAGUCGUCGAACAAAAGAAGAUCGAAAGAUCCGCGAUAAAAGACGCCGCGAAGGAGGAACAGCAAACCUCCGCCGCGGUCAAAGUGUCCGCAACAGCAAAGCCUAAACCGAUAGACAGAAGACCGAUCGUACGCAGAGGAAAACCGGUUAGUCCGAGCAAAGUACGCGUGCCUGGAAGCCCAGCGAAAUCGACACGAAGCACACCGACAACGUCCGUUAAGUCGGACAAAGACGGUGUAGUUAUUCGUAAACCAAAGGGCGACAAAGGUACCGCCGACUCCUCCGCGGUGUCCACACCGUCUGGAAUCGAACCGGAAACAGCAGCGGCAGCGGCAGUGGCAGCUGCGAGACUCGCUGAGAAAAGUCUGAUCGAGAAAUCGGAAGAUAUUUCGUUGGACUCGAUCGAGAGCAAAGUACUGGCCGACCUGAAGGAAGAACGCGAAGUCGUCGAGGAGAUCGAAGCGGUGCUCCAGAAAGCUGAACGAAUCGAGGAGACGAGAAAAGACGAUCGUUUCGAGGGAGACGACGAGAUCACGGCGGAAGUCACCGACAAGAAAGAGGAAGACAUCACGGAGGAGGAUGUCACCGCGGAGAUCGAGGACGCACCGAAGAAGGACAGCUUGAGAAAAGGAAGCCAAGAGUUGACCGAGGAGGACGAAUACCUGAUCGUCGAGAAGGAGGAAGUGUACACCGAGGAUUCGAUGCAGAGCGGCGAGGGUGAACAGAAGCAUAUUCUCGACGAAGCCGAGUCCGAGAAGGCGAAAAUAUUAAAGGACAAGGAACGUUUGGCGGGCAAAGGUGACGAGGAUGAUCUCGAGGAAGAGGAAGAGGACGAGGAGGAAGAGGAAGAAGAGGAGGAGGAGGAAGAGGAGGAGGAGGAGGAGGAGGAGGAGGAAGAAGAGGAGGAAGAAGAGGAGGAAGAAGAGGAAGGGGAGAUCGAGGAGAAGGAGAGAGACGAGAGCGCGGAUAAGAGAUCGUCGUUGGACGGGUUGAUGAAGGAAAUGGAAACGGCGAUAAUAAUCGAGAAAGAACAAGAGACAAAGGAUAUCAUUCCGUCGACGAUCGAGACUGUUUCGAAAGUCGAGGAGAAGGACGAUUCCGGCGGUAAAAAGGACAGCGAGGAUAUCACGAAAGAGCUCUCCAGCCUGAGCCCGGACAAAUUGGACUCGUCCGAGAAGAAAACCACAGACACCGAUUUAAAGCCGGAAGCCGAUCAAAAGGAACAGAUUCCUUCCCAGAAAUUGGAGGAGUCGCAGGAGCGAAUCUCGACGAUAGAAUCCGGUGCCACGACAACGGCGCCGACACUUCCGGAAGACGAACGAAUUCCUCUGGACGAGAUCAAGGAGGACAUUGACGAGAAACACGUUAGCGAGGACGUGAAGGAGAAGGAUGCUGCUGCUGCUGCUGACGACGACGAUGAUGAUGUUGCUGCUGUCGCUGCUACUGCAGCUACUGCUGUACCGGUAAAAGUUCAGCAACAAGCAGUUCCCGUUACUCUCCCAGGUGCCGCGGCCGUUGUUACCGCGGUACCUCCCACAACUCCGAGUUUCACGAGACCCGCCCAAUCUGCGCCGACCAAGCCUGACGACGUUCAGAUGUUCGACGUACGACAAACUGCGCCCUGUAUGCAGCGUGACAUUGUCAAAACACCGGACGAAGUUGCCGAUUUGCCGGUUCACGAAGAAGUCGAUCCGAAAUUCUACCGAAUGGACGAUUUCGAGAAGGAGAAGGACAAGGAGGACAAGGCUCCUCUGCCAGCCCCGUCGGCCCAAAAGGUCAAAGAACCCCCGACACCGCCGAUCAAGGAACAGAAAGGUGUCUUCAGUUUCUUCGGAAAGGUUGCCGAUAAAUUCGAGAAAGGUAUCGACAAGUUGACCAAAAAGUCCAAGAAGGAUCACGAAAAGGACGCCGACGACAAGUCCUCGUCCAAGUCCAGCUCACCGAAGGAGCCGAAAGUACAAGAAAAGACGCUUAUCGACGAUGUCGAUAUGGAGAAAAUGUUCCCGAAGGUGGGCAAAACGACCGAGAAAACGCCAAGUCCCGAUGAAAUCGCGCCCAUCGGCGUACCUGCCACCGGUCUCGUACAAGAUCAAACUAAAGACGGUGAGGAACCGCGUCGCCCAUCACGAGACGAGGCCGACAAAGUUCCAGCGCACGAUAUAUUGGACGAGACGAAACGAGUAUCGCCGAAAGAGCGCACCAGCCCACCGAGGAAGGACACGGCGGCAGUGUACACUGACGAACGCGAACGCUACGACGUUGAGGGAGAAAGGGUGCAGAUAACCGUUUCCGAACCUACCGGAAAAUCCACGAAGAAACACAGGGACGGUUCGAGGGAUUCCUUCGAGUCUCUGGAGGACGAAAUUGCCGAGGUGGUGGCGCGUCAAAUCGAACAAGCACCGAUAAAGGAUGCUGUCAAGGACACGCUGGAGGGUGUUGUCGAGAAACUGGAGGAAAUGCAGCCGCAAAUCGAGGGUGAAUCGGCCGACACGCUUGCGAAACAAACGGAGAAAGUACAGUUCGACAUAGCGAAAGACGAAGGAUUCGAGGCGGUAUUCGAGCAAGACGAAGAUGCAAUUGCUGGAAUUGUGAGGGACGUUAAAGAGGCUGUGCGCGAUGUCGGGGAAGUUCUCGCGGGCACGGUCGGUAUCGAGAUCGACGACAAGCCGAAAGACGUCAUGGAGAUUGUGAAGAAAGUCGCCCAAGUGUUGCGGGAUGAACAUGAUUUCGUUUCGGACAAGGUGCUGUUCGGAGACGAAACCGCUAAACGGUCGCCGCCGUUCAAAGAGGACUUGACUGGUAAACCGAAAGACAGCAGCAGCUCUGGAAAAUUGGCCGACCGAGCACCGCUCGUGAUUCCGACCAGAGUAGGCAUCACCGAGGAGUUUCCGCCUCAAGAAGAGGUCGAGGAGCUCAUCGAGCAAAUCGAAACGUUGUCGUCGCGUCCGCACGAGGAGUCCAAGGAGUUCGAGGAGACCGAGGAGACCGAGGAGACCGAGGAGACCGAGGAGACCAAGGAGACCAAGGAGAUCGAUGAGCCAGAAUGCGUGAAAACGACGCUGGAACGCGAGACAAUCGCGUCUCCGAAACACGAAUCAGAGGACUAUCGCGGCAGUGUCGAGGAGAUCUGCCGAGAAAUUUUCAAAGAGGAUUCGGCCCGCAGAAAGUCCAUGCUCGACGACACGGUCGAACCAUCCCGAAAACCCGAUGAUACCUCGGAUCUGAUUCAGACGGACGUGAUGGAGACCGGAGUGGAAGACGUAUGCGUCAAGGAAACCGUCAAACGCCACGUUCCCGAGGAGAUCGAAGAGUCGGUGAUUGGAUUCGAUCAGAAGAUCUCGCCGGCGAAACCAGAAAUCGUGAUGGUCUCGCCUGGCUCGACGCCAACCUCGCCGAAAUUUGUCACCGAGAAAAUCAAGUACGAAAGCAAAGAAGCGUCUCCGACAGACGGUGAAUUGCCCGACGAUCUAAGAGCUAUUGUCGACAAUGCGGAUCGUCUGGUGGAAGAUAUUAUCGAGCAAUUUUUAACGAAAAAAGUAACAAUAACCAAUGUUAUCGUGGAAUACAUUACGACGGUGAAACGUGUUCCGAGGGAACGGGUGAUUUACAUCAUCGAACAAGUUAUCGUGAAAAGAGGACUUUCGGAACGAGACGUGGUCGAGGACGCGCAAACUACAUUAAAACUCGAGGGAUCUGUUACGCCAGCAUUGAGAACGGAACUGGAAAAGUACAUUAUCAACGAAUACAUUACCAAGGGAAAACGUAUUACUAUACGAGUGAUCGAGGAGAUCACGAUAAAGAUGAUGGUACCGAGAACGAUUGUUAUUCGAAUUAUUCAAGAUAUAAUUGUUAGACUGAAAAUGGAUGUGUCGGUGGACGAGCAUCUGUUUGAAUCCCAGUUGAAGACAGAAAACAAGGCUGAAGUGGAACAAGACAAGGAACGUACACGUGUAGAGACAAAGAAAACGAAAACGAAAACAGAAGUGGAAGCGGAAUCGAAGAUGGAAACACGCGUGUCUAAAGAAGAAGAAGAAGAAGAAGAAAAAGAAAGAUCGGCUAAAAGGAAAGACGAAGUCGAGGAAGAAGAGGGCGAAGAGGACGGUUUCGUUACCAUCGGCAGAAGAAGAGAAGAAGAAGAAGAAAAAGAAAGAUCGGUUAAAAGGAAAGACGAAGUCGAGGAAGAAGAGGGCGAAGAGGACGGUUUCGUUACCAUCGGCAGAAAAGUCUCGCGAGAAUCGGUCGAUAUCGAAGAGAAAAAGACAGUGUCGGCCGAUCAAACGAAAGAAACUGUACAAGCAACCGGCAAAGGACAGGAGAAAGACGCCACCGAUGAUUUCGAAGCUGUCGAGCAGGAGUACAAAGUUUCCGACGUCAGAGUCACCGCUCUGGAUACCGAUAAGGCGUUGUCGCCUGGCGUCGUUUUUACUUCGGUCACGACGGACGAAACCAAAGAAAAAGACUACUCGGCCGAAGAGGCUCUCGAAGACGUCGCGAGCGACGUUGUCGAAGCCGACGAAAAGUUUGUUCACGAGACAAAAGAGAAGCUGGAGAAGGAAGAGUCGCGUGCGGACGCGACCACGAUUCCGCAAUUGGACAGGGAGAAAAUCGCGAGGAAAGAAUCAAAGGAUCUCGGCGGUUCGACCGCCGACGUGGUAACGGAAUCGUCCGAGUCGCUGGACACCGUUGAAAAGUACCUGGACGAAGCGAAAGAGAAAACAGAAUCAGCGGAAACUGCCGAAAUUUCGCCGACAGCUGAGCAAUCUGUCGUAGAGAAAUCACCAAAGGACGAAUUGCCAUCGAUGGACGUUGAACCAACAGCUCCGAUGAUCGAGGCGAAACUAACGGCUGAAAUAGAGACGACGGGAGCUCCAGGUGCGACACCCGAGCAGAAAUCGAAAGAAGAAGCGGCUCGACCGAUAGUCGAGCCGCAGGUAAAGUUGGCUGAUGCCACGGGAAGAGCAGCCGAGCCGAAACUGGAUAUAAUCGACGCUGACAAAGACGAGAAGCACGAUCACCGCGAGCCAGAAGACACCGCGGAAAAGAUAGAUAAGAGUCCCGACGACGAGGUUCACAGACCCGGCACGAAAUAUACCACAGAGGUCGUACCGGCUCGAGAACAAGUCCACGAGCCACCGAAGCAAGUCGAUCAAGAUACGGAUGCGGGAUCUGUUCGGCGAAUGUUGGUCACAGCGAGCAGCGAAGACGGUGGACACGAGACGGAAAUCUGUCCAACCGGUAGCAUCACGUUCACCAAAACAGUCACUCCCGACGAUUCUCUCAAGGACACGUCGUCGGUCAAGUCAACGCCCGACAAGGAUUCGUUGCUUUUGGACAAAGAUUCUCUUCGUUCCGGAACAAGUAGCCCCGAGAAGGACAGUAUUUCGGAGAGAUCGAUCCCAGAAGCGAAGGAUGUCGGUAAAGUAACACCCGAAGACAGUCUGGAGAAAUCGCCCAUGGACAGGCGCGACUCGCACGAUCUUGAAGAUAGCUUGGAGAAACCGGAAGCCGGUAAAACCAACGAAAUCACCACCGGCACCACGUCCCCGUCGGUUCACACGGAAGCAUCGAAAUCGCCGCAGCAGCAGCCGAAAGAGCUUAGCCUGGAUAAAGAAGCGAUUUUCAUAGAAAUUCAAGAAAAACCGGUACUUGCCGACGUAGGAUCGUCGGAAGCACCUUUCGAGACAGGUGUAUCCGAAUCACCUGUUUCGACCAAAUCACCUACAGAGAAACCGAAAAGUCCAGAGAGCAUACAGGAUACAAAAGAUUCGGCAGAGUCCAUCGAAUCGUCACCGGUAUCAUCGAUCCUAAAAGCGACUCCUGUUGAAAAAUCUGACGUACCAAAGCUAUCGGAGAAGGAACCGAUGUCGAGGGAAAUCGACGAAAUCGCUGCUCCAGCCGAACACGCGAAAGAACUCGAUGGCAAACCAAGCGAAAAGAGUCCAGGAACAGAAGUAAAAGCAGGCGAUACCGUGCACCCUAAAGACGUUGUUCCGGUUGUUGUUGUUCCAUCGAACACCAUCGACAAAUCCAAGACAUCCGAGGUAACCGACAAGAUGGAAUCGACGGAUAAAGAUACAUCCUCAAUUGUAACAACUGGCAAACCGGAGAAAACGAAACCAAGCGAACCGUCCGCGUCGUCUGGUGUUUCUACCGAGAAAAUUCAUUCACUUUCAACGAUCGUACAAGACAUCAAAGACACGGACAGCGAAAAAUCCGGCGAGCCGGACAACAAAAUGACAGAUGUUAUUAUCGAGAGUUCAGAACCGUUGACCAUCGACAUAGAAAAGAUCGAUGGGACAGAGAUCACAGACACGAGUGAUCACGCUGUAACUACAGACGCUGCUACCGAGAAACGCGAGCGGUCGGAUACCGAUGAAAAAUCACUCGACAAGUCUCGAUCGCCAAGCGUAACGACGACGACGACGAGUCCUGUCAGCGACACAACGGGAACGACAGCGGAUAGGCCGAAAUCACCGAGCGUAACCAUAGACGAAACUACAGACCGAAGGGAGCAAAUUGAAAUGUCUGUCGAGAAAUCUAGAUCGCCCAGUGUUGCCAGUGUGUCCAGCGAGGUUAAAGGGCCGAUCGAUCGUUCAAAAUCUCCGAGCAUCGCGAGCGAGCAAUCCGAUAAGAAGAGCGAACCAGAACACUCCGACCGAUCGAAAUCGCCAAGCAUCUCCGGUGAAAAAGCCGAAAUGAAGGAUGUCGUCGAAACUGCAUCUGUAAAGUCGAGAAGUCCUAGUGUUACCAGCGCUACUGGAAAGCCCGAUGAAAUAGAUAUCGAUAAAAUAGAAACCGACAAGUCCAGAUCCCCUAGUGCGACGAGUGUUCCUGACAAACCAGAGGAACCAAAGGAAUCAUCGGUGGAUCGUUCGAAAUCGCCGAGCAUCUCCGGUGAAAAAGCCGAAAUGAAGGAUGUCGUCGAAACUGCAUCUGUAAAGUCGAGAAGUCCUAGUGUUACCAGCGCUACUGGAAAGCCCGAUGAAAUAGAUAUCGAUAAAAUAGAAACCGACAAGUCCAGAUCCGCUAGUGCGACGAGUGUUUCUGACAAACCAGAGGAACCAAAGGAAUCAUCGGUGGAUCGUUCGAAAUCGCCAAGCAUCGCCGGUGAAAAAGCCGAAACGAAGGAUGUCGAUGCGGAGACUUCAAGUGGAAAAUCCACAAGUCCUGGUAUCACCACAGCUACCGAAAAGCCUGAUGAAAUAGAUAUCGACAAGUCUAGAUCUCCUAGUGUUACUAGCGUUUCUGGAAAACCAGAAGAAUCAAAGGAACCAUCGGCUGAGCGAUCGAAAUCACCAAGUAUCGCCGGUGAAAAAGCCGAGUUGAAGGAUAUCGAGUCUAUAAGUCCCAGUAUCAUGCCGACGACGACCAUCGAUGCCGAAAAACUCGAUGAAAUAGAUAUCGAUAAAAAAGAAACCGACAAGUCCAGAUCCGCUAGUGCGAUAAGUGUUCCUGACAAACCAGAUGAAUCAAAGGAACCAUCCGUCGAUCGAUCGAAAUCACCGAGCGUCGCUAGUGAAAAAGUCGACCCGAAGGAUGUCGACGAGACUGCAAGUGUAAGGUCUACAGGGUCUAGUGUUACUGCCUUGACCGAAAAGCCUGAUGAUAUAGAUAUCGAUAAAAAGGAAAUCGACAAGUCCAGAUCCGCCAGUGCGACGAGUGUUCCUGACAAACCAGACGAAUCAACAAAGGAACCAUCGGUCGAUCGGUCGAUAUCACCGAGCACAGCCAGCGAAAAAGCCGAGUUAAAGGAUAGUGUGGUGGAUGAGAGUGCAGUCGGAAAAUCUACAUCUCCCAGCACAACGACCGAAAGAUCCGAUGAAAUGGAUAUCGAUAUAAAAGAAAUCGACAAAUCUAGAUCACCUAGCGUUACAAGGGUUUCUGGCAAACCAGGUGAACCAAAGGAACCAUCGGUCGAUCGUUCGAAAUCACCAAGUAUCGCCGGUGAAAAAGCCGAAAUGAAGGAUGUCGAUGCGGAGACUGCAAGUGUAAAAUCCAGAAGUCCUAGUAUCACCACCACUACCGAAAAGCCCGAUGAAGUAGAUGUCGAUAAACAGGAAAUCGACAAGUCGAGAUCCGCUAGCGUGACAAGCGUUUCUAGCAAACUCGAGGAACCAAAGGAAGAACCAUCCGUCGAACGAUCGAAUUCACCAAGCAUCGCCAGUGAAAAAGCCGACUUAAAGGAUGUCGACGAGACAGCAGUCGGAAAAUCUAGAUCUCCUAGCACAACGACCGAGAGGCCUGACAUCACAGAGCUCGAUGAGAAAGAGAUUGAAAAGUCUAGAUCACCGAGUAUAGCCAGUCCAGGUGGUGAUUCUACGGGAUUAACGGACCGUUCGAAAUCACCUAGCAUUGCCGACGAAAAGGACCUUGAGAAGCCCAGAUCGCCCACUACAGUGACCAGUAGUAGUGUGCCAGGUGAAAGCAAGGCACAGCUUGAUCGAUCGAAAUCGCCAAGCGCCGCUAGCGAGAAAUCCGAAAUGAGGGAUGUCGACGAAAUUACAAGUGUAAAGUCUAGGACACCUAGUAUUACUACUGCUAUUCCUACUCCUAUUACUAGUAUCACCACCAUUACCACCACCACCACCACCACCACCACCACCACUACUGAAAGACCCGAUGAAGUGGAUAUCGAUAAAAAAGAGAUCGACAAGUCUAGAUCACCUAGCGUUACAAGCGUUUCUAGCAAACCAGACGAAUCAAAGGAACCAUCAGUCGAUCGAUCGAAAUCACCAAGCAUAGCCAGCGAAAAAGCAGAGUCAAAGGAUAUCGAUGUGUGUGCAAUUGGAAAAUCUACAUCUCCCAGUACAACGACCGAAAGACCCGAUAAAAUGGAUAUCGAUGAAAAAGAAAUCGACAAGUCUAGAUCAUCUAGCGUUACAAGCGUCUCUGGCAAACCAGACGAAUCAAAGGAACCGGUAUCAGUCGAUCGAUCGAAAUCACCAAGCAUAGCCAGCGAAAAAGCCGAGUCGAAGGAGAUCGAUGAGACUAAAGUCGGAAAAUCCAGAUCUCCCAGCACAACGACCGAAAGACCCGAUGAAAUGGAUAUCGAUAAAAAAGAAAUCGACAAGUCUAGAUCAUCUAGCGUUACAAGCGUCUCUGACAAACCAGACGAAUCAAAGGAACCGGUAUCAGUGGGUCGAUCGAUAUCACCAAGCAUAGCCAGCGAAAAAGCCGAGUCGAAGGAGAUCGAUGAGACUAAAGUCGGAAAAUCCAGAUCUCCCAGCACAACGACCGAAAGACCUGACGUUUCGGAAUUGGACGAGAGACCACGUUCGACGUCUAGAUCACCGAGUAUAGCGAGUCCAGGCGGUGAUUCCGCGGAAUUAAUGGCCAGGCCGAAAUCACCCAGCACUACCAUUGAAAAAAUUCAUUCGAAAGAUAUCGAUGACAAGGUAUUUGAAAAAUCCAGAUCGACCAGUCUUGCAAGCCUUUCCGGCGGCGAGCGAACGGAAUCGGUUGAUCAAACAAAAUCGCCGUCGAGCGUCGCCAGCGAGAAAUCAGAAUCGAAGGACGUUGACGAGCCUACAGUUGGUAAAUCUAGGACUCCUAGCAUCACCGCUGCUACACACUACGAGACAGAUGUCAGCGAGAAAACACUCGACAAAUCUAGAUCACCGAGCAUAGCGAGUCCGGGUGUUGAUACUGUCGGUGUAAUGGACGGUUCAAAGUCCAGAUCCAGCAUUGCCGGUGAGAAGUUUGAGUCGCGAGACGUUGACGAAAAGUCGCUAGAAAAAUCGCGAUCGCCCAGCGUAACAAGCGUUUCCGGAGAAUCGAAAGGACCGGCGGUCGAUUGUUCGAAAUCGUCGAGCGUCACCAGCGAGAAAUCCGAAUUAAAGGAUCUCGCCGACACACCAGCAGCUGAAACAACCAAGUCUCCGAGUAGCAUUAGUACUAGUGAAAAGCCCGAUAUCAAAGACAUCGACGAAAGAGUACUCGACAAGUCCAGAUCACCGAGUGUAGCGAGUCCGGGUGGUGAAUCCGCUGCAGCGACGACGGAUCGUUCGAAAUCACCGAGCAUUUCCGGGGAAAAAAUCGACUCGCUAGGUGUUGACGGAAAGAUGCACGAAAAGUCUCGAUCGCCCAGUCUUGCUAGUGUUUCCGACGAACCCAAGGAAGAACCGGCCGAUCGAUCGAAAUCGCCAAGCGUCACUAGCGAGAAACCUGAAACGAAAGAUGUCGACGAAAUUACAAGUGUAAAGUCCAGGAGUCCUAGUACUACUAUCACCACCGAAAGGCCCGAUGAAAUAUACAUUGAUAAAGAAGAAGAAAUCGUCAAAGCAGAAGAAUCAAAGGUACCGUCGCCGGUUGAUCGAUCGAAAUCGGCAAGCAUCGCGAGUGAAAAUGCUGAGUUACAGGAUGUCGAUGAGUCUGCGGUCGGAAAAUCCCGAUCUCCCAGUACAACGACUGCUGAAAAGCCUGACGUUUCAGAGGCCGACGAAAAAGCAGUUGAAAAGUCUAGUAGAUCACCGAGUGUAGCUGAUAGUACGGGUGGUGAUUCCACGGGAUUAACCGAUCCCUCGAAAUCACCCAGCAUUGCCACUGAUAAACUUGAGUCCGGAUCGCCUAGCCUUGCAGCAACAAGCGUUUCUGCCGCUGAGGCAAAAGAAACGGCGUCGAGCGUCGCCAGCGAGAAAUCGGAAUCGAAGGACAUCGAUGAGCUUGCCGUUGUUAAGUCCAGAACUCCUAGUAUUACCGCUGAUAAACACGACGAAACAGAGAUCAGCGAGAAAACACUCGACAAGUCUAGAUCACCGAGCAUUGCGAGUCCAGGUGUUGAUACUGUCGGUGUGACGGACGGUUCGAAGUCAGCCAGCAUUGCCGACGAGAAGAUUCGAAGCGAUUCGCGAGAUAUCGAUGAAAAAAUAGAAGAAAAGUCUCGAUCAGCCAGCGUGACAAGCGAUUCCGGGGAAUCCAAAGCACCAGCAGCGAUUGAUCAUUCCGAAUCGCACGGUAUCGCCAGUGCGAAACCUGAAUUAAAGGAUCUCGAUGAAACAGCAGUUGGAACAUUGAAAUCUCCGAGUAGUACCGCUACCGAGAAGGGACUCGAUAAGUCUAGAUCACCGCCGAGUGUAGCGAGUCCGGAUCAUCCGAAAUCACCCAGCACAGCCAGUGAAAUGGUAGAUUCGAAAGAUGGCGACGAUAAAGUAUGUGAAAAGCCCAGAUCGACCGGCAUUGCCAGCAGCGUUUCAGCCGUGAAACAAAAAGAAUCGGUCGACGGAUCGAAAUCACCGUCGAACAUUUCCAGUGAAAAACCUGAAUCGAAGGACAUCGAUAUCGAGCUUACGGUAGAAAAAUCCAAAACCCUCGGUGCUAUUACUACAAUCGCUACUUCGAGUGCUAGUAUUGAAAAGCACGAUACAGAGACAGGGGUCGAUGGGAAAGUACUCGAUGAAUCUAGAUCUCCGAGUAUAGCCGAUAAAACAUCGUCCACUACCCGUACCAGUGAAAAAAUCGACUCUAAGGAAGUCGACCGUGAGGCGGCGCUCGAUAGGUCUAGAUCAGCAAGCGUUACCAGCGUGUCUGGUGAACCGAAGGAAUCGAUGGAUCGCUCGAAAUCGCCGAGUGUCGUCAGCGAAAGGUCGGAAACGAAGGACGUCGAUGAAACCGCAAGUGUAAAAACAUCCAGCAGGUCCCCAAGCACCUGUAUAGACGAAUCUGGCACAACGGUUCCCGUUGCCGAUGUCAACACGCCGGACGAGUCUAAGUCAACCGAUGCAGCGAGUCCAAUUAUUAUCGAUGAUUCGACGAGCAGUAUGGUGCGUUCUGCAACAACCAGCGAUAUCGAUGUGAAAGUGGACUCGAAAGAUGUCGUCGAGGAUGGCACGGUAGUCGGGAAAUCCGGAGCUUCGAUGGAAAGAAAAGAAUCCAAGGGCAUCGAUACUUCCAAGGUAGAUAUAGGUACGCGUGGAUCAUCUGGUGUUACUGCCAGCGAUGAUACCGAGAGCAGCAUUUGCGGGAAAUCCAAAGGCGAGCAGUCCGAUUCGGAGGAGAAAAAGUCCGUAGAUAAAGACUGUGACGAAACGCCGGCAGAUAGAUCUCGAUCUCACAGUUUAUACGAAUCCGGUGACAAGACUCCUUCCACCGGAUCAAGAGGUGCAAGCAUAUACGAGACAGAGAAAGAAGAGGUUGAAGAGCAAGUGAAAAAGGAUGCCGCCUCUGUAGAAACAGGCACGCGAAAACCGAGCAUCGAUGAAAAACAUUCACCCGAGUUAUCGUCGAAAUCCGGAGAUUCCACGGGCAUCAGCAUCGCUCCUAUAAAACUAAUCGAUAAAGAGUUGGGAAUUAUCGGUGACACAGACACCACUGCAACGAUUCGCAGCGAUGGGAAAACCGAUCAACAGGGAGAAGGAAACGAAGAGGACAUCGUCAAAGUGACGGCCGAGAAAAAAGCUGAUAUUGAAAGGUACAUCACGGAGGAAUACGUACGGAGGAAGAGAAAAAUUACGACAUCCGUGAUAGAGAAGAUCGUUAUGACGUAUUCGGUGCCGGAGUUCGUAGUGAUGGAUAUCAUAGAAACAGUUAUCGCGAAAGCGAACGUACGCAGAGACUCGGUGUUCGACUUUGCGCUGGAGCAAGAAAUAGCAAGGGCGGAAAAAGACGCGGCGGAGGAACUUGAACGAUCUGCCGUAAAAGAUACCGAAUCGACAUCGUUGACGUUACGGAGAGCAACAGAGAGUAUCGGAGACGGAAUGCUAUCGGUGGGCCAAGAUCGACACAUCGAGAGAAAAGAUGCCAGCGGAGGUUCUCGAAGUCCCAGUGUAUGUUCCGAACAGAUCGCCUCCGAUAAAUCUACCCAGGACAGCCCCGUUCGUUCCGAACCGCACAUCGACGAGGAAGUCUCGAUCUCGGAAGAGAAGAGAACAGAAAUCGAGAAACUACUGGACGAGGAGUUCAUCAAAAAGGCAAGAAAGAUCACGGAGGAGAGUUUGGAGGAGAUAAUUCUAAGAAAAGGCCUGCCUCGAUACAUUAUCUUGGAAAUAAUCGAGGAAACGAUAGCGAAGAGGAAACUUUCUAGAGACUCGGUGAUCGAUUCGCUAGAUAUCUACCAAGACGACGACGACGACGACGACGAUAACGAGCCGAAUGAGAGCUACGAAAAGGAGGAUUAUCGUUCCGAGAAGGCUCGUUACGAAAUUCCCGACGACCAUAGAAAGUCAGGUUACGGUUAUACGACGGCCGAGUAUCCGGAAACGCAGGGAGAGGGACAAUUGCACGGCUCGAUUUCCGAUUAUCCGGUGAAUUACGAGAGCCAGUUUCACAAAGCGUUUGUUGGCGGAAUGACAGAGAUACGUACCACUCACAUUACGACGCAAACCCCGGACAUUACUCGCGACGGGACACCGGAUUCAACUUCGGAACCUACGGCGUCCACGGUCGAGAGGGUCGAGGAUAAAUCCGUCGGUAGUAAAUCGUCCGAUCUUCGUAUUUCACCGGACAAGAUAGGCACGAUUACAUCACACCCGACGGAAAAGGGAACCGGCGCAUCCCCUACAGAAAUAAUUAGCCUGUUCAAGGACAGCAAAAUAGAGGGAGACGUAAAGCAACUGGCCGAUUCGAGUAUCGCGGUUAAGCUGACAGAGGACGAUAAAGGGGAAGAUGUAAGUGGCGGCGGCGGCGGCGGCGGCGACGACGACGACGACGACGACGACGACGACGUUACCGUAGUCAAGAAAAUCGUGAAACGCGAGGUAAUGGAACAACAGCAACCCGAAAUAAUCACCGAAACAAUUAAAAAAGUGAUAAAACGCGAAAUUAUCGAGCAGGAUGAACCAGUGGUGAUCACAAAAGUGAUUAAACGCGAAAUCGUCGUUCCCGAGGACGAGAUUACCGAUCCCAAAGAGUUGGAGAGAUUAAGGAAAAUCAUGGCCGAGGAAAAAGAAUCGUCGGAAGUGAUCGAAACGAUAACAACCAAACUAAAAACGAUCGUAAUUACUCAAGAAUCGAGCGUCGGGGAAUCCGUGGACGAGAAGGGAGAAUCAUCGGCGAAAAAAACGAGCCAAGACGUCGAUAAGAGCCCGAAAGGGAAAAGUUCCAGCGAAACAGCAGAACGAAGCGACAGCUCGAAAGAAGAGGCAGAAGCGACAGAAGAAACAACAGUCACCAGCGUCAAGUCGGAUGAUUAUUUGACAGCGGACGAAGGCACACCAGACCUGAAACAAACGACUGAUAUCAGAAGAGACGAAGAAAAAGAUGGCGAAGGGAAAGUAGAAGCAGAUAGAGUUAUAAAUGCGGAUAAAGACGGCGAGAAAUCCGCACAAAAGGAUAAACGACCAAUGUCUCCUCUUAGGCGAGACAUUGUCGCGGAUGUGAUCAGUGGUACCGUUCAAUCCCACGUCUCUGGAAGAUCUACACCGGACAGCAGAAGAUCCGACAGAUCGUUGACAGCGACGCCGGAAGGCUUUCGAUCGGGCGAGGUCAUACGAACAAUCAUCACGACAACUAAAACCGUCUCGGACGAAGGUGAGAUCGUAACGACAACCAGAGAAGUCACAGAGACGACAAACGAGAAAGGUGAGACGGUAGUUUUGGCGGAGAAACUCGACGUCAAGGUGGAUGAGUAUCUGCCUAGCAAAGAUGCCGCUGAAUCAGCCAUCAGCAGCGUGAUCGGUGGUUUAAAGUUGUCCGAGUCGGAGCGUUCCGAAUCGAAGGACGCAACGCGCGAAACCGGCAAGGAUGCCAAAGAUUCGAACGAUGCCAAAGAUACUAAAGAUGCGAAAGAUGGCGAAGGAGGACCGUGUUCCUCUUCGAUGAGUCGGAGUAGCCAUCGUUACGGAUAUCUACCGGAAUCGAGCGAACGAAUCGAGAGCAGUAGCGAAAAACAUGAAGGAUCGCCAGUUGCGUUUUCGACAGCCGCAAUGAGCAGUAGCUUUUACGGCGAAUUGCCCGCGGUCCCGUCACCGAUCAGUGCCAUGAAAACAUUCCAGGAGGACGUUGUCGGUAUACGGAAAACCAGCGGCCCUGUCCCGGCACCGAGCGAUUCGACGUCGAAACUGUUGUUCACCGUGGAGAAAGAGUAUGCGGCGGCGGCUGGUUACGAGGAGAAACCGGAUCCAAAGAGAUACGUCGACGAGGCCGAUCUCGACUUCGAGAAGGCUCUGAUGGAAUGCAAGGAAAUUAAGGAACCCCUCGAAUCGCUGCGCGGCGGAGUAUCCCUGAGAUACACGAACGGCAGUGCUAGCCGCGACCAAGUGUCCGACGACACGGUGACCGAGAGAAGUACCGACGACACGAGAACCGAACAACCAAAGAAAGAUCCUCUCGACGGAUGGGGAUCACCGUUGGGCCUUCCGUCGCCCAAGCCGCCGCGACGAUUCAACCUAAAAACCCCGACGACACAGCCGACCAACUCGAAUCAACUGGAAACGGCGGAUGUCGGAGAACGUUUCGAUGCCGUGAACGAAUGGGGUGAACCUCUUCGGCUACCUUCGCCCGCCCCGGUUCCUGUCACCAAUGAAAUAUCGAACAAAGCCACUCCAGGUACACCCAGGAAAGAGAAGAAACAAGCGAGAAAGGUGUUGUCGGAAAAUCUCAAGAAUAAAAAACGCUCGGAGAGUCCCGGAAAGAACGAGAAGAAGAUCAAGGACUCCAAGAACAAAAUUCAACCGGUGUACGUGGAUCUGACGUACGUGCCUCAUCAUGGCAACUCCUAUUACACGUCGUUGGACUUUUUCAAAAGAGUUCGCGCGCGAUAUUACGUCUUUAGCGGCACUGAUCCGAGCCGAGAGGUUUACGACGCGUUGCUGGAAGCUAAGAAGACUUGGGAGGACAAGGAUCUUGAGGUGACCAUAAUACCGACUUAUGACACGGACACGUUGGGCUACUGGGUAGCCGAUAACGAGGAGGCUCUUGCUGCGAAUCAUAUUGACCUUUCGCCCUCGGCAUCCCGAUGCACGAUCAAUCUUCAAGACCACGAGACUAGCUGCAGUGCCUACAGACUCGAAUUCUAGGGAUUGGCAGCCUGCUCAGCCGUAAUAGUCCAGUUCUGAGCGGCGUCUAGAAUAUAUAUACCACCACCACAACCACCACCACCGCCGCCGCCGCCGCCGCCGCCGCCGCCGCCGCAACCGCAACCACCACGA